AAUGGACCUCCUGAACCCCUUCGAAGGCGUCAGCGCUUUGCUUCGGUCUCGUCUCCAACGACCACUCGAUCUGCGUCCCAUUUCCUCACAGAACCCGCGACAUCCGUGCGUUCCAGGUGGAAGGUGUUGGAAGCUGACGUAGAACAAUCGGCGAAGGACUGGGUACAGAAAUCCAGCCACGUUGAGAGUGCAUUUGAGUCGCCCCAACCAUCACCUCCGCCGCCGCUGCCGCCACCACCGAUUCCCGCUAAACCAAUUACACACAGGAACACGACACCCGACUUACCACCUCGGAUGAACAGGUGGAAGAGUUUCGGUGAAAACCUAGUCAACGUAAACCCCUAUUUGGAACCGGUUACUAGUCCCUGUGAGACAAGUUUGGAGGCCUCCUUGAAUCCACGGAAUUCCUUGACCCACAACCGUUUUUCGAAGAACCCCCCCUCUGAUGGUGUUGGUACGGGCGAAUUGUUCCAAAAGCCAGGCGUUUCCAGACGCAAGGAACAUUCAGAUUCCCUACAUUUGCCCAGUGAAGAUCCGUACGAGGAGACACCGCGUUUUGAUUCGCAGUAUCUGACACCCAGAACCGCUGCGUCAUACGAGCAAGCUCGUUCGCCCACCUCCACUAGGAUGAACCGGAAGCAAACCCACGAGGUCCCCCUCAGCCCCUCUACCCUCAGAGCUGCAGUCGACUACGAGCCCGGUGAAUCUGUCUGCGAAUCCACCGACGCCACCGCCACCGACUCCCACACCUAUCCGCCGAAUUUGUCUGAGAUGACGAGACAACUGAGUGGUUCGCAGACGGCGCUAGUCACACCUCGACCUGUCUACCCCCACAAUGUAAUUCGGCGUGAGGCCACCUACACACAACUUAACAUCUGA
Molecule: messenger RNA, 879 nt
Organism: Mesocestoides corti
Lineage: Eukaryota; Metazoa; Platyhelminthes; Cestoda; Cyclophyllidea; Mesocestoididae
Source: the annotation of a GenBank genome assembly